This is a messenger RNA of Anopheles marshallii, 1914 nucleotides long. Its product is annotated as DDB1- and CUL4-associated factor 10. The transcript has a single exon. Gene Ontology annotation, cellular component: Cul4-RING E3 ubiquitin ligase complex. Lineage: Eukaryota; Metazoa; Arthropoda; Insecta; Diptera; Culicidae. Gene Ontology annotation, molecular function: protein binding. The coding region runs from base 1 to 1914 and encodes 637 amino acids. The record is from RefSeq and is a predicted model, not a curated record.
AUGGAUUUGUCGGGCGAUCCGUCGAACAAGUUCAUGCCCAUCCAUCAGUGGUGUGCUCGCAGAGAGCGUGGAUUAGAAUCAAGGUUUGGUGAUGCAGACGCAAUCCAUCGCACUAUAUACCGCUCGCUGGAGCCGAAGAAGAUAUGGAACGAUCCUGGCCGAUUCCCCGGUAUUGUACGCGAUUAUGGUGGUGCAUUCAACCUGGAAUUUUCACCAGAUGGAACACUUUUGGUUGCGGCCUGUCAAAAGAAAUCGAUUGUGCUGUUCGAUCCACUGACGGAGAUACAGAUCUGUGCCGUGAAGAAUGCCCACACCGAGUGUGUAAACUGCAUCAAGUUUAUUGAUCACCGCAUAUUUGCCACCUGCUCCGAUGACACCACGGUCGCUUUAUGGGACAUCCGCAAUCUGACCACGAAGCUUCGCACCUUGAACGGGCAUAGUGGUUGGGUGAAGAACAUCGAGUAUUCGAAGCGCGAUGGCAUGUUGCUGUCAUCUGGGUUCGACGGUUCCAUCUAUGCAUGGGAGAUAAACAACUUCACCGAAUAUGGUUCCGUCUACCGGCGAGUACUUCACACCUCUGGACUAUUGCGGUCGCGCUUAACGCCAGACGAAAACCGGCUAGUGAUCAGUAUGAGCAGCGGUUAUUUAAUGGUCAUCCAUGACCUGGAUCUUGCCAAUCUCGCAAGCGAUCUUGAUGGAUUCUAUCCUAACGUUUACAGGCUGAUGCAGGUCGGCCGUCAGCUUAUCCCAAUGGCAGCGCGCUUUAGGCCCAUGUUUUACUCAAAGCGGAAGAAGAACCGUAUCGAACUAGUGACAGACUUUCCUCCCAAUAACAAUCCGGAAAUGAUCUGUGGACUAGCUAUGCACCCGCAAGGCUGGUGUUCCCUGUCCAGAAACGUGUCCACAGACGAAAUGUCCGAGUGGUCCGUUGUGCACGAUAUACAAGAACUGCCGCAGGAUGAAGAAAUGGACGAAGAUGAGGGGGAAAUGGUAGAGCGUGAGCAGGAGCGCCGAGAGGAACAAGAGGAAGAAGUAGAGGAACCGGCAAACAGCGGUUCGGAAAUAGCAACAGGACCGCAACCUGGUACGAGCGGAUUAUCCAGACGAACGACUAGAAACAGUCAGAUGGGAAGCGUUUUUCGCUUAAAUGUUACCAUGCGAGAAAUGAUGCCAUCGGCCGAUGCAAACAACGAACCGCCAUCAGGUAGCAAUGGAAAUAACUCAAACGCGAGCACAAACGAGCCGGAACCUUCCGGAAGUCGUAGCAAUUUAGUACCACCACCGCAGCAAGAACCGCAUGGUGGUGAACCAGGACCAAGCGCACAGUCUGUGCCUAUUGGUAGUGGUGGCCGUCCAGCUGGGCGUGGCAGACGCGUAAUGGUAACGGGGCGAUACCUUCGUUCCGAUAUUGCAAGCACCGAUAUAUGGGCAACCGAGAUAACGUUCCGAGAGCGUAAGAACAUGCCCAGCACGCAAGUGCGCAGCAAUCGUGGACAAAUAUAUGGGAUCGUGUCGGGCGUAAGCUCUUCCGCAAGUACCGGUUACACUGGUUCAGGGAGAAAGCGUGUGACUGAAACGGUUUCCAAAAAUGCUUCCCGUAUGCUUUACUACAUUCAAGAAUCUACCACGAAGCAAGGUUACAUCAAGGAGUCAUGUUUCUCACCAGACGGACGUAUAAUCUGUUCGCCGCAUGAGAAUGGUUUUCGUUUGCUAUCAUUCAACGAAAGCUGCAGCCAACUGCAACAUGCCACCGGAAUUUGGCGUAACGAGAACGUCCAGCAGCUGCAGGAACUGAAACGUAAGCAAUGCCACUCGUCCAUGGUUGUAAGCAGCCAGUUUAGCCCACGAUUUCCUCUGCUCGUUACGGGUUGCUUGCUGGGCAAAAUUGUCUGGCAUCAACCGGCACUGUACUGA